This is a messenger RNA of Pollicipes pollicipes, 456 nucleotides long. RefSeq names its product mitochondrial cardiolipin hydrolase. The record is from RefSeq and is a predicted model, not a curated record. Gene Ontology annotation, biological process: piRNA processing. The annotation marks the transcript as partial. NCBI's taxonomy places the organism in Eukaryota, Metazoa, Arthropoda, Thecostraca, Pollicipedomorpha, Pollicipedidae. Gene Ontology annotation, cellular component: mitochondrion. Gene Ontology annotation, molecular function: RNA endonuclease activity producing 5'-phosphomonoesters, hydrolytic mechanism. The transcript has a single exon.
CCAGCGCCGGGCGACGAGCGCCGGCUCGAGUGCGUGCUGCGCCGGCUACGCGCCGCGCGACGCUCGCUCGACGUCUGCGUGUUCGUGCUCAGCUGUCCGGAGCUGGCGGCCGCUGUGGCCACCGCCAGCCGCCGUGGCGUGCGCGUCCGAGUCAUUCUGGACGAGGAGAUGUCGACGUGUACCGGUAGCCAGCUGCAGCAGCUGCGGCGCAUCGGCGUCCCCGUGUUCGUCAAGCCCAAGCCGUUCCUCAUGCACCACAAGUUCGCCGUGGUGGACGACGAGGUGCUGGUGUGUGGGUCGUUUAACUGGACCCGACAGGCGGCGCUCGGCAACAACGAGGACGUCAUCAUCACCAACAACCCGCAGCUGGUGCGGCCGUUCGUUGGCGAGUUCCACAAGCUGUGGGCGAUGAAGGAGAAGUGAUCGGCUAAGUCAAUAAAUGGAGUUAUUCAGUUU